Messenger RNA from Cyclocybe aegerita, 1608 nucleotides. NCBI's taxonomy places the organism in Eukaryota, Fungi, Basidiomycota, Agaricomycetes, Agaricales, Hemipholiotaceae. The record is from the annotation of a GenBank genome assembly.
AUGGAUAUCGCCAUUCCUUUGGCCCUUUGUCUUCUCAUACUCGGUCUCUCUGUCGUCGUCUCGAAGCUAAUCCAACAGUUUCUUCGUCCUCGGAAGAGUCAAGGUCGGUAUCCUCCCGGGCCUAAACCUCUCCCUCUCAUCGGAAACACUUUGGACGUUCCGGUGAAAGGUGUCGGCGAGAAAUAUCUCGAAUGGGGAAGACGGUACAACACCGACCUCGUCCACAUCUCGACACUGAGCGACCAUAUCGUCGUUAUCAACAAGAGAGAAGUCGCCGAAGAGCUCCUCGAGAAGCACGCAGCAAAGUAUUCGGGUCGGCCUGAUAUACCCGUGCUCAAGCUAAUCGGUUGGGAUUGUAACGUAGCGCUUAUGGACAACGGGCAAGAGUGGCGAAAUCAUCGGAGGAUAUGCCAGCAGCAUUUUAACAAGCAGGCGGCGCAAUCUUUCCAAGACAUCCAGCUCAAUAAGGCGCGCAAGAUGCUCCAAUCCCUGCUCUCCUCUCCGGAGAAUUAUUCCUUGUAUAGCAACAUGUUCUCCACGUCGAUCUCGAUGGCCAUGAUGUACGGCUACGAGGUCGAGUCCUUGGAUGACCCCGCCGUCAAGGCAGCCAACAAGAGCAUCGAAGUCGGGUCUCCGCUGACCAUUCCUGGGGGGACCUUGAUAAACGUCUUUCCGUUCCUGCGGCACAUACCCGGAUGGGUGCCAGGCGCCGUCUCCCAGAGGCAGGUGGCUCUAGGUGCAUUCAUGACCCGCGAGAUGCAGCGAAUACCACUGGAAGAUCUCAAGAAACGAAUGGCAGAGGGGAAGGCAUCUCCAUCGUUUGUUUCUAAUUUCUUCGAGAAAAAGAACACGGUCGGUGCUUCAGACGAAGAAGAAAGUAUGACAUAUAACAUCGCACAUACCGUAUAUGCAGCUGCAUCUGACACGACCAUCUCUGCAACUGGGACGUUCUUCUACUGCAUGGCCGCCAAUCCUGCAGUUCAGAAGAAGGCACAGGAAGAAAUCGACAGAAUUACAGGAGGCAGCCAACUCCCUGAUUUCAGCGACAGAGAAGCCAUGCCUUAUCUUGAGGCCGUAUAUCGCGAAGUGAUGAGAUACCGCCCUCCGCUUCCUCUGACGGUGUCUCGCAGUCUAUCGGAAGAUGACCAUUACAGGGACUAUUUCUUCCCGAAAGGAACACUCAUAUUCGCGAACAUCUGGGGCAUGACGCACGAUGAGGAUGUCUAUCCUGAACCCGAUGUAUUCAAACCAGAGAGGUUCUUCAAUGUUGAUGGAAAACUGAACGAUAACGACCGUAUAAUGGCAUUCGGCUUCGGUCGAAGAAUCUGCGCCGGGCAACACAUCGCAAGUUCAACAAUGUGGAUAAUCAUCGCUUCAAUUCUUGCUUCCUUCAACAUCAGUAACGCGAAGGACGAGUUCGGAAAUGAUAUUCCUCUCAACGACGAGUACGACGAUUUCGGCCUCCUGGCACAAGAAAACGAUGAAAUGCUCGAUCUUGCCAAGGUCGAAUGCAGCGCAAAGAUUGAUCGAAGAGGCACUGUCGAGCUAAUUGCUUCCUGGGUGGCAGUGUACAUGGAGGCGAAGGGGAGUAACAACCGCAUAGCGUGA